AAGUCGAGUGGCAGCUGGGGACCACGAUCGAGAUACCGAGUUCCAGAAAAGCCGUCAGGCUAUUGGGACGUCUGGUGGGAGCGCGUGAUUGCUCGUUCCGCACGGAUUUCCCGAAACACCCCCAAAACGGCAACCCGUCGUCGUCGUGGUGCUGCCGGGGCCCCGCCGCUAGCCGCGAGAGAUCGCGAGAAGGGAGCUUGGCAGGAUCGGCCGGCCGAUCGCCCAGAGGAUCGGCCUCCUCGUGCACGACCGGCUCCACCAGCACCACCUACGCCGCUUACUGGCGGCCCAGUGAAAUGGAGGAGAAAUCCUCGGCUCGGUUCUCCGACUAUCUGUUCGCCAAGAUGGACGGCCAGGACGUGUCGGCCUCUCAGGGUCCCCGUAAGGUGACCGCCGACACCAGGAAGUUCAUCAGGGAGAAUCUUCUCCUCGUGGUCACCUUAUCCGGCGUGAUGUUUGGCGUGUUACUUGGGUUCGGUCUGCGACCCCUGAACCUCGGCGAUGACGCAGUUAUGUUAAUCAGUUAUCCUGGAGAACUGUUCAUGAGGUUGUUGAAGCUAAUGAUCUUGCCACUGGUGAUCGCCAGCCUUAUAUCUGGCUCUGCCAGUUUGAACGCAAGAAUGAACGGUAUGAUCGCUGUUCGAACUUUGGUAUACUUUAUACUCACGUCAUUGCUGAAUGCUGUCCUUGGCGUUGUCCUGGUUCUACUUAUUCACCCGGGUAAUCCGGGAAUUCGAAAAUCGAUGACUACUUCGCACAGCGGAAGGGCCGUCAACAUCUUGGACAGCCUGCUCGAUUUGGGAAGGAACAUGUUCCCGGACAAUAUUUUCCAGGCAGCCUUUCAGCAGGCGCACACGGUAUACGUUCCAAAGACUCAGCCUUUUCGAAAUCUCAGCGAUUCCAUGUCCAAUGAUGUCAUGGGAGAAGUGGAGCUGAUGAGAGUAACUCAAUACAGAAGCGGUACGAACACCCUGGGCAUAGUUUUCUUCUGUCUGGUGUUUGGCACGUUCUUGGGAACGCUUGGGGAAAAAGGCCAGAUCGUGAUCGACUUCUUCAAAGCUGUAUUCGAAGUCAUCAUGCGAAUGGUGUCGACUGUGAUGUGGAUGACACCGGUUGGCAUCACCUCGGUAAUAGCCGGGAAAAUACUCGGCGUGACCGAUUUGGCUUUGGUGAUGUCGCAGCUCGCUUGGUUCAUCGUCACGAUCGUGAUCGGUGUAUUUUUCUAUCAGCUGGUGAUCAUGCAGCUGAUCUAUCUGGCCUUCGUGAGAAAGAACCCCUUUAAAUUCUACGCCGGCCUCGCCCAGGGUACACUGACCGCCUUCGCCAUGGCAUCAACGGCUGCCGCGCUUCCGGUCACGUUCCGCCUGAUGACGGACAAGCUCAGGAUCGAUCCUCGAGUGACCAGAUUCGUUCUACCGAUCGGCUGCAACAUUAACAUGGACGGGACGGCGCUGUUCGUCGCCGUAGCCAGUAUAUUCAUCGCUCAGAUGCACGGUAUCGUAUUGGGCUUUGGUGAAAUUAUAACGGUCAUUUUAACCUCGACCGCGGCGUCCGUCUCAUCGGCGUCAGUUCCGAGCGCAGCCCUUGUUCUUCUGCUUGUCGUGUUAAGCGCCAUCGACGCUCCAGUUUAUAACGUUUCUCUCUUGUUCACCAUCGACUGGUUCGUGGAUCGUAUACGUACCACCAACAACAUGCUGGGAGAUUGUUACGCAGCUGCCGUGGUUGAACAGUUGUCGAAAAAGGAACUGAUGGCAUUGGACGCAGCAGCCUACCAGUCAGAGACCGUUCUACCAACCACUAUCGCGAAUGGAUGCAUUUCCGCGAAUAGGGUACCCGAUCCUGACACCAUCGUCGUCGAAAUGCAAGACGACACGAGGAUAGCCGGCGUCGCCAACAUCAGCGUGUUGCAGAUACCUAGGAGCGUGACCGAAGAGACGGUUUGACUAGCGGUUCAUCCCGAUCUUUAGUUUAGUUGCGAACACCAUCGACUACAAUACGUUCAACGGGGAUCAAUGAUACAUCGUGUCGCGUGAUCGCAUCGCGCCUCAUUUUAUCGUCUUGCGGCAAACUUUACGCGUUUCCAGACGAAUAACGAGGUCAACAAACGUAUCAAAACGUGAAGUCAAUAUCAAAGGGGGUGCAAUUAUCGUGUUUCAGUGCUAUUUACCCUUUCGCUGCGGGAAGCAAACGUUAUUUCACUGAUCGUUCGUUGUCAAUAGAGAAGAUUAAUACUAAAUUUUAGUUCAGCUUAACGAGGGCGCACAGCGAAAGGGUUGAAACGUAGCAAUAACGAGACCGUUUUUGAGCUUUUGUAGCGGCUUGUUCGAGCAACCAACGAUCGCACUCCGUAAUACCAAUGAUCGCGUGAAACAGCGUCGAACGUGGUGCCUUAUUUUAUUGCGGCUGUUUUCUAAACGGCCGCUCUGAAAGUAGAAGAAAAGCCCCUUUAAUUUGUCGAGUGUAAAACAACGUUCGCUCAUUGCCCAGCUUGAGAGAAAAAAGAAAAAAAUAUAUCACGUUUGACGACCGAUCGUUUGUACUGCCACGAUUAUAUUUUCUACGAUUGACAACUUGACCGUGUAAUCAAUCUCGCGAGACGUUUCAGAACCGUUUUCAUCUGUUUUCAUUGAAAUUCUAAUCAUGGCAAUGGGCGAAACGUUGUACGGCACCACGAUCACUUUUGCGGCGUACGUCCCAUACCUAACAUCGAAUCUCGAGUGUUAGCAAUCACACGGAUGAUUACCAAAGAAGAAGAAAAAAAAAAAAAAAGAAAAAAAGAAACACAGUGUUAAGCAAAAGAUUGUAUGCCACACUUUGCGUUAUAAUAGGGACACGUAGAUUUUAGGAACGUUGUGAUAUCAAUUGAAACCUGUAAAGUUGUCGUUCAACACUACCAGAUCGUAGACCGAGAAUAUGGAAACAAUACCUAUAUAUUAUAUAUAUGUAGCUUCCUUUAGUCUCUUUUUCGUACGGAAUUUCAACUUUUUGGACCAUCGACGAACGUAAAUCGGUGCACAGAAUCUCUUUGAAAGAAGGAAAUUUCUCGUCGUCCGAUGCGACACUUUGACGAGGAUAGUGUAUUUGCAGCUCUGUGCACUUCUUGACUAGCCUUGAUCCAUACGUGGGGUUCGUUUAUAACCCGAAUACACGGUUCUCGAUUUCGUAACAAAGAUCCGAUGAUCACGAACGAGAUAAAGAAAAAAUAUAUCUAGCGCUCGUCAACGAGCUGUCUCAAGACUGGACAUGCCAUUUGAAUUACUAACUGUAAACGUUAUAGAAGAAUUUUCAAGAGAAUCUACUAAUUUUAGACCUUAGGAACGUAGGUCGAUACGUGUUCUCUCGUAGAGACUGUUUAAAUGUACAAAUUAACUGGAUAAAAUAGUGCUUCGUAGAUACAGUUAUUUGUUCCUUGUCCGUACGAGGAACACGCGCUACUUUCGUUACGAAAAGCAUUUUCGAUCAAUCGAGUUCUCGCAUCCUCAUCGCUGUUUUCGUUUAAUAAUCUUGCUUCUUACAACCAUCGACACAUUUCACAUUUUACGUUCGAAUAGCAAACAAGAUGGCGCUUUUUCGGUUUUCUAGCAUAGCGGUGGUGAAGGGAGUAUAGAGAAAGAAUUUAUCAAAAUACAUCAAAGACUACGUGUGAA
Osmia bicornis bicornis is the source of this 3647-nucleotide messenger RNA. RefSeq names its product excitatory amino acid transporter (gene Eaat2). The record is from RefSeq and is a predicted model, not a curated record. Gene Ontology annotation, molecular function: neutral L-amino acid transmembrane transporter activity; L-glutamate transmembrane transporter activity; glutamate:sodium symporter activity. Bases 297 to 1943 code for a protein of 548 amino acids. The transcript has 11 exons. Gene Ontology annotation, biological process: L-glutamate transmembrane transport. Lineage: Eukaryota; Metazoa; Arthropoda; Insecta; Hymenoptera; Megachilidae. Gene Ontology annotation, cellular component: plasma membrane.